AUGAGCGCCUCCCAUCUUCACAUCACCUUUCACCUGUAUCUUUCCAACCUCAAUGAAUCCUCCAGGGGCGACUGGUUCAUUCAUAAAGCCACCUUGUUGUACUAUGCAAAGCACGGUUUAGAUGUCAAGCAUCCCAUCGUCAACAAUAAAUUACACGGCUUUUGUGAGGAGGGGCAUUUUUUCUUACCCAAAAUACCCAACCAGGUUCAGGUGUUUCCUGGUGCGGGACCAGGCCUUAGCCACUGUCCACUCCGCUCCAAAUUCACACCGGGCAAGUGGAGCGAAAGUGAAGUGACAGUCUUCCAGGAAGAGAUUGAGAAGUGGUGUCGUGAGGGUAUCUGA
Alternaria burnsii is the source of this 342-nucleotide messenger RNA. RefSeq lists its product as uncharacterized. The coding region runs from base 1 to 342 and encodes 113 amino acids. The record is from RefSeq and is a predicted model, not a curated record. The transcript has a single exon. Lineage: Eukaryota; Fungi; Ascomycota; Dothideomycetes; Pleosporales; Pleosporaceae.